ACGUCUAGUUGUACGUACAUGCCGCAUACGAUCGUUUGGGUGGUUUUUCAUGACUAGUGUUUGAUAUAUUUCCGUUCGCGUCGGUUCGAGUAUCAACACAAUCAUUAGUGUUUCGAUUCAAAACAUAGAAAAGUAUUUCGUUAUUUGCUGACCACAGUUGAAAACGGAAUAAAAGGUAACGACAAACAACUUUAACUGCGACUAACAAUAAAAACUGAAAUUUCGAUAUAUAGAUAAAACAUUUUCUCCACCUUCGCCGCUCGCAGCGAUGGGAUCACCAGUGCCAGCAAGAACUAUUCCUCCACCUCCGCCACCAAAACCACACAAAUCACCCACUUUGAAUGGAGCUGGCAGUGGACAUAUAUAUCAAAACAACAAUGAUCCCAUCGGCAAUGGGGCUAAAAGCAUUUACACAGGACAUCUUACCAUCAGUAGUCCUUCGGUUCCGCCUGAGGACGAACAAGUCGUGAUGACACCUAGAGGAAAGACAGCAAACUCUACAGUGUUGCUUAUAGAGCGUAAGUUGGUUCAGCAAGUCGGAGAACGAACACACGUAGCUGGUGGUGACCAUCGGGGGAUCAUAAUCAACAAAGAUGCCACCACAGACCAAAAGAUGGAGCGAAGCCCACCACAACUCAGUCUUGAGUUCCGCGUUUUUCUAGUCAGCGCAAACACUGGUGAACAUUCACAAGAGUCAAGGAAAAUUCGGUUUUGGUUCCGUGAUUGGCUUCAAGAUGGUGAAAAACAGGCUCAUGUGGCACAAGAUUUUUUCCGUGAACUAGUUAGCCCGAAAGAGUUCCCACGAGAUUAUGUGGGGUUCAUAAAAAAAAUCAUGAAACUACUUCAAAAAGGAUACAACGAAAUACAGGCUGUUGAAGUGGAACUUCGAAUACUGGAGCAAACGUCCGCACCACCUUCUCGUCCACCUCGUCCCGGUCACGUAAUAUUUUGUUAUGGAAACUGUAACAAAAUGGGUCAUUCGAGUAACAGUAGUAGUAAGCAUGUUGCGUCUACUAGUGAUGUCGGAGGUGAUGGUAUUGGUGAGAUUGAUGCAAGAUACGCCUCCAGCAGUGUACACCCUUCCCCGAUCCAGCAACAUAACGUAGCAGAGCAUAAUUUCUCUAAUGUGUCUUUUGAAGAUUCUCAGUUUGAAGUAAUUCCUCUUACGCCGGAAAAAAUUUUGGAGCUGAUAGAGCAGGCUUAUCCAAAUCCUAUAACUCCAGAGGAUUUAGCUAAAGAUAAUGGCUGGGAUGAGGAAGAGGUUCUUCAAAUCAUGAUGCUGCUGAAAGAACGAGGCCUUAUAAAAUCAAUGGAGUUCAAUUCGUUCACCCGUAUUCAUCACGAUGACAAAGAGAUCAAGAUUGUUAAACAAAUGCCAACGAUUGCGUCCAACAAACAGCCAACUAUUGCUAUAAUAACGGCGCAAUAUUGCGAAAAAUUAGCAGUGGAUGCCAUGCUAGAAAACAAAGAAACAUUUGUUCGGUACACUACAGUUGGAACAUCUCCAGAAGCACCAAUUAAUGGGCUGCAAAGAAAUAGGAAAAGAAGAAAACGUUUUGGUGAAUCAAACGUUUAUACUCUGGGUAAUAUUGGAGCUCAUCGUAUCGUCAGCACUAAAUUACCCUCAAUAGGUAGUACACGCGAGGCUAUGACAGCGGCUGGUAAUACAACGACACGUUUGCUGGGAACGUUCCAGAAGGUAGACUAUGUAUUCAUCGUUGGGUUAGCGGGAGGCAUCCCUCAUUAUACUGAUUACAAGAAGCAUGUUCGGUUGGGAGAUGUUGUUAUUGCAUCGUUGUCCGAACAAAACAAGAGUUCGUUGGAUGCCAUCGAUUCCAAAUUUGUUCCAAAACCGUACUGCUAUGUUUACAGCAAUCAAGGAGAGGUUAAAACAUAUUACCCAUUGAAUGACUGUUUGCAGUUGAUCGGUAAAACACUUCAGAUUAAUGACGAUGAUAAGAAACCGUGGCAAGCUUACAUAAAAGAAGGUUUGAUCAAUCUUCAGAAUAAAAGUGACAAUGAUUUCAAUAGACCAGCCCCAAACACAGACAAACUGUAUAUGAACAUUGGAAACAAAGACGUGAUUGAAGUGGCUCAUCCAGUGUCGCAGGACGAUGUUGAUGGUGUUCCUCAAACUCGAUUACAUGUUGGACCGAUUGGUUCUGGAUAUGAUGUCGUUAAAUCUGAUAGUUUGAGGACUAUGUACUCUCAGGAGUAUGGCCUAGUGGCUACCGAUGUAGAAAUGAACUCUGUGCUUGAUAGCAUAGUUGGAAACUGUAGAGACAGUUUUAUUUUAAUUAAAGGCAUUUCUGAUUACAAAGACGGAACUACAUCCAAGAAAUGGCAAAACUAUGCAUCUCUAGCCGCUGCUGCCAUAAUGAAAACUAUUAUCUGUGCAAUGGAUGCACCAACUAAUGUUUAAACUGUUUUUCUCAUAAUAUACCUUGUAAUACAAAACAAAAUUGCAACCAAUCUAGUUUGUGACAAAAAGGUACCAAAUAACUAUUUUAUGUUUAUAUUAUAAGUGUUUUGUAACUUUUUAUUUUAAAUUAUUGUCCUCAGCCGACGUUAUAGUGAUUUUCCGAAGAAGACUAAAUUAAGAAUAUAUUUGAUAUGAAUUACAAUUAUUUAUUCAAAUAAUUAAAAUUGAACCAA
Molecule: messenger RNA, 2655 nt
Organism: Malaya genurostris
Lineage: Eukaryota; Metazoa; Arthropoda; Insecta; Diptera; Culicidae
Exons: 10
Coding region: 269-2422 (717 amino acids)
Biological process (GO): nucleoside metabolic process
Molecular function (GO): catalytic activity
Source: RefSeq, a predicted model, not a curated record